CGGAUGUAAAGCUAUUUAAGAUCGCAUGCAGUCAGUCUUCAUUUCAACCACAUAAUCAAUCAAAUCACCUACGGAGUAGAUAGUACCAACAUGCAAUCACAAGUGUGAUCCUAAUAACCAAACCCAAUAAAUUCAUCAGGGUACUCAUAUCACGAUGUCCUCAGCAAUAAACAACUCCUCUCCAUCCACAGGGGGCGCACCUACCAACCAAGACAAACCCUCCACACUCACCCCAGAACAGCAGACCCAGAGAGAAAAGAAACUAACAACCCUCCAAACCUCAAUCGCAACCCUCGAAUCCCAAACCGCCGAGCUAGAGGCCCAACUCCUAAAGACAAAGUCUCAACUAAAAAAUGACCCCUCCAUCACCGUCCGGCGACAUAUCCGACUCCUCCACGACUACAACGAGAUUAAGGACAUCGCCCAAGGCCUGAUGGGUCUACUUGCUGAUGCGCGGGGGGAGCGACAGAUUGAUGUGCAGCGGGGGUUUGGGGUGGGAGAUCGUGACUAG
Messenger RNA from Aspergillus campestris IBT 28561, 511 nucleotides. Its product is annotated as SWI5/SAE3 family protein. Gene Ontology annotation, biological process: meiotic joint molecule formation; double-strand break repair via homologous recombination; meiotic DNA recombinase assembly involved in reciprocal meiotic recombination. Gene Ontology annotation, cellular component: Swi5-Sfr1 complex; Swi5-Swi2 complex. The coding region runs from base 155 to 511 and encodes 118 amino acids. Lineage: Eukaryota; Fungi; Ascomycota; Eurotiomycetes; Eurotiales; Aspergillaceae. The transcript has 4 exons. The record is from RefSeq and is a predicted model, not a curated record.